UCGCAUUCUUUAUCAACUCCAAGAUGAGCGCAACAAAAAAAAAGCUUUAAACAGAAAAACCUUAUUCAAACUUUCCACCUCUGUUUUCCCAUUGGCCACACCUCACUAUUAUUUUUCCCCAAAAGUGCAUCUUCUCUGUGCUCAAAGCACCCAAAUUAGUUGCAGAAUGCGUGCUGAUUGAAUAAACAACCAAUUAAACCCCCACAUCUCAAAAAGUUGAGACAUUUCGAAAGCCCUUUUAUUAUUUCUCUCAAAUGUUAUACCCUUUGUGUACAAGGUUACUUUACUCGUCAUUUUCAGUAUCUUUGUACGAGAAUAUGAUGAUGGGUUAUUAGUAUUAUUUCAAGAUUUGUGAUAUGAAGGUUUUGUGCAGAUUAUGGAUUCGGGUUUUCAGUUUCACCAUGAUCAAGCUUUGAGCUUUGGGCCGAAACGACACGCGAUAUCGUUUCGUUCGGGUGUGGUUGAUGCCGCAAGUGAGAUGAAUGAUCCAGCAGGUGUGGUGUAUUCUGGUAUGGUGAGUAGUGGUCCGACUGGUUAUGGUCGAAUUGGGAAUUCGUGUGCUUCGGGUGGUUCGGAGUUGGUUCCUGGGUUGAAGCAUGAUGCGGGUUUGGCUGUCGAGUGGUCGGUUGAAGAACAGCUUAAGUUGGAAGAGGGAAUGUCCAUAUAUGCAGAUGAACCCAACAUCAUGAAGUAUAUCAAAAUUGCUGCUACAUUGCGUGAUAAAACUGUUCGUGAUGUUGCUCUGAGGUGCAGGUGGAUGAUGAGUAAAAGACGGAAACACGAUGAGCUCAAGUUGGGGAGGAAGUUGAAAGAUAAAAAGGAUAAGCUGGUGGAAUUAUCAUCAAAGCCAACUAUAUCAUCGAAUUCAUCCAUGAAUGUGGUGGCUCCGUUUUCCGUAACCAUGAAUAAUCGGAUCCAGGGCGGUGGUAUUCCAUUGAACGCAUUAAGCAUCUCCACGAGGCGUCUUUUGGAACAAAACAGUCAAGUCCUUAGUCGGAUCUCGGCUAAUAUUUCUGCACUAAAACUGCAGGACAAUGUCAACCUGUUUAAUCACGCGAAGAACAAUUUAAGUGCGAUCUUAAAUGACAUGAGGUACAUUCCAGGACCGCCACUGCCUGUAUCGCUAAACACAGAUCUUGUUAAUACCAUUCUGCCCACUACAAGCCAGACCAUGACUUUUGGUUCAUCAAGCGGAAUGCAUCUUAAACAAGAGCCAGAAUAUUGAGUUGGGGAGUGUUUGGUUGUAAGUAUAGGAUUGAACCUUGUGUAAAUAUUAUACCGAUUGACCCUUUUGGGCUUAUUCUAUAUACCUGUAUUGGUUGACCGUUCGUGUCCAAGUCAACUAUGCAAAAACUUGUAGAAUGAUGCCAUUUUUGGAAAGCUAAUGUAACACCCCGUGUUUUCCCAAAAGUCAAAGUCAAAGUCAAGAGUUGACUGUUA
Helianthus annuus (common sunflower) is the source of this 1440-nucleotide messenger RNA. RefSeq lists its product as uncharacterized. Bases 377 to 1225 code for a protein of 282 amino acids. The record is from RefSeq and is a predicted model, not a curated record. Lineage: Eukaryota; Viridiplantae; Streptophyta; Magnoliopsida; Asterales; Asteraceae. The transcript has 9 exons.